Eurytemora carolleeae is the source of this 3476-nucleotide messenger RNA. Its product is annotated as dual specificity testis-specific protein kinase 2. The transcript is spliced from 18 exons. Lineage: Eukaryota; Metazoa; Arthropoda; Copepoda; Calanoida; Temoridae. Gene Ontology annotation, biological process: actin cytoskeleton organization; protein phosphorylation. The record is from RefSeq and is a predicted model, not a curated record. The coding region runs from base 153 to 2537 and encodes 794 amino acids. Gene Ontology annotation, cellular component: nucleus; cytoplasm. Gene Ontology annotation, molecular function: ATP binding; protein serine/threonine kinase activity.
UAAUUUUCUUUUCAGACAUAAAUUAUGUUCUUCUUGUGUCCGUUUCUAUAUGUAUAAUAACAUAUUCUGAAGAUGAAAUUUAAAUUUAUUUUCAUAAAAGAAAGUAUACCGGAAACUGGCGCUAUCAGAUUUAGAAAAAGAUUGAUAAAGUGAUGUUACGGGAUAAAGUUUCUCGGAACCUGGGUGCUUCCAGGAACCCUACUGACCCCAGAAACCCCGGUUUAGUUGUUUCCAGGGACCUUUCUGACCCCAGAAACUCUUCUACCCUAAAGAACCCUGGACUAUCCGUCCCCUCCAAUAGAUCUCUGAAUAAAAAGUGGCUGAACUCAGAGCUUAAUAGUAUAGAAAAGGUAACAGGCUGGCAGAUGUCUGGCUCCACCCCCUGGUUGGAACCCGCUCCCUUGUUCUACCCCAGACUAGGAUUAGGGCGUGGCAGAGCUCCCUCCUACGAGGCUCUAAAAGGGGCGGUGACUGACCUCUACCGAUUAGACGACUUUCAAACUGAAACACUUGGGGAAGGGUUCUUCAGCGAUGUAUAUAAGGUGACCCACAAAACCACAGGGAAGGUGAUGGUGCUGAAGAUGAACAAACACAAGAGCAACAGAACUAACAUGCUCAAGGAGAUACAGCUCAUGAACAAACUCAAAAAUCCUUAUAUACUCAGGUUUGAAGCAGUGUGCGUCCAUGAAGGUCAACUUCAUGCCCUGACAGAAUAUGUUGCCGGAUGUAACCUGGAGCAACUUCUGGAGGAUAAGGAUAUUGAAUUACCCUGGUCUAUCAGAAUAGAACUAGCUCUGCAUAUUGCAAAGGGAAUUUUAUAUCUCAACUCGCAAGGAUUUUUCCAUCGAGAUCUCACGUCGAAAAAUAUCCUGAUUAAGAAGGAGCCCCGUCUGACCGCAAUUGUUGGAGAUUUUGGGCUUGCUACGAGGAUUCCUAAACCCGGUGAACCAAGACUUCAUCAGGUGGGAUCCCCUUACUGGAUGUCCCCUGAAUGCUUGAAAGGAGAACACUAUGAUCAGACAGCGGAUAUAUUUAGCUACGGGAUUAUACUCUGCGAAAUUAUUGCUAGAGUUAACUCUGAUCCUGACACCCUGCCUCGUACCCAGAAUUUUGGUGUGGACUAUAUCGCCUUCUCGGAACUCUGUCCUUCAGUCCCACCGGAGUUCCUGAAACUAGCCUUUACUUGUGUUAGUAUUGAUCCUGCCAGUAGACCUAGGGUGACUGAUUUGGUGAACUCCCUGAAGCAACUGCUGGAGGAACAGAGGCAAGCUGAACGACAAUUACGGAAUGAAGAACCUCAACACCAUAGGUUUAUUGCACUGAAGAGGUAUAUGUCUGAAGGUGAAGUUACGGUUAAGAAGUCUCCCAGUGAGAAAGCGAGAUUACAUAGUAUCUACCAGAAUUCUACUAGAACAGCUAAGAGUAUUGGAAUGGAGAUGUGUCAACUGGAUCCUCAUUAUACUCCCACCACAGAGUCAUCGGUCAACCCAUUCGCUACCUUGCCCAGGCUCAGGGAGGGAAGGAAGAUAAUUGGGAGCACAUGGGACCUUUUCUCUUCAUGUUUUGAGGUUCCCUCUCCUCGUGUCUCCUCCCCCGUUGAGUGCCCUGGUGCACCGGUACGUAGUUUACCCUCCUCGCCAACAAACACACACCGUGAGCCCCCCUGUCCCCCCUCGAGAACGUCCCCUUGCCCCCCGUCUCUGCAGUCCUCCUGUUUCUCCCCUAUCAGGACAAGUGAACCCUCUGGAAGUACUAGUUUACUCAAGAAGAUGUACUGUAUACGCGGCUGUGUGAGUCAGGAUGACUCAGCUCUGGGGUUAAGUUCUAGUCUGCCUCCAUUCUCCCUACCCCUGCGGAGAUGGGGCUCCGUUGAGUCAGGUUUCUGUUCAACCUCCGAUGAUUGGUUCUCUGGUCCAAUUUCCUCCAGGUCUAUCUGUAGUUCCCUUUUGACUGUAUCCGACCUAGAAGAGGAUUUAAGGGUUGCCUCUGCUUUCCUUACCAAGAAAAGAACUAGUUCAGUCUUUACAGACAGUAUUGAUGAUCUAUCUAGUAGAUUAGAUGAUAUAUCAAAUACAGGAAGUCUGGAGUAUAGACGGGAAGGAUAUGAGAAGGAUAUCCGGGAUAUUGUGGAAUACUUUGAGAGAAACUGUAGAACCAAAGAGAAACCUAUAUUAGGAGAGAGGGAGUUAGAUCUCAGAACCUCUCCCGAAAUCGCAAGGUCCCAGAAGAUUGAAAGUCUAAUAAAACGCGUUGCUGAGAACAAGAAUCGCGCUCGACUUCGUCGUCACACACCUGCGCAGAAUCUUCAAGUUUGCGAUGGGAUAGUGAGAUCGAAACUGCAAUUAUUUGACGCCAACCGUCGGCAGCCCCGGGCGCGAUUUGAGUCUGGUUUCGUAAAAUCGCGCAGAGCAAUGUUCGAUACUGUUCCCACCAAGCCAGGCCGAAAGCUUGUCAGCGAUUUUUUACGCCAACGAGAGACAAAAGUGUCAAAAUUGGCGUCCGCCCAAUCCCAAGAAUUAAGAUCCAAACAGAUAUAAAUGCGUCAAAUGUUUAAUCUUGGUAAAAAUGCGGGAUAGAAAUAAAGUUCAAGUAAGUCAAGCAUUCCUGUUACAUAAAGUGCAAUGUGCAAACAUUAAUACUAUCCUAUAAUGUAUAUACAAAUUUAUGACGUGGGCCCAUAAAUUGCAAUUUAACAGUUUAAACAGUGUAAUAUCGGGUCGUCCAAAAAUAAUAUUUAUUUAUUCGUAUUUAAAAUGAAACAUUGAUAGAAGAAUUUUAAACUGAGCUUUUAAAUUUAAAUUAACACACACAAAAAUCCAAAAAGAAAUCCCCUAAAAUUCAUAAUUAAUUAACUUUAAACAUUGUUACGUUCUCUUCUUAUCCUAUUAGAAGCUAAUUAUACACAAGUUCUAAUUGCUAUACAGGGUACAGGGUAAACCGUGAAUAUGGUAGAUAGGUGACAUAAAUAUCUGUUAGUUUAGUGAAUUGUUACAAUUACUACUUAAGCGUUAUAUAUAUAUAUUGAUUCAAUUUUUACUUUAAUACUGCUUAACCGUUACACAUUUUCAUUAAAUUGUUAUAAAUAACUUUUGAGCGUUACACAUAAUUAAACUGUUACAAAUAACUCAUACGCGCGUUACACAUUUUCAGUGAAUUGUUACUAAUAACUCUGGAGCGUUACACUUAUUUAGCAUAUAGUUACAAAUAACUCAUGCGCGUUAAAUAUUUUAAGUGAAUUGUUACAAAUUACACAUUUUUCUUAAAUUGAAAGAAAUAAUACUACAACGUUGCAAAAAUCAUACUUUUUAAUCUCACAAAAUACGUAGAUUUUGGUAAUAUACUUAUUUCUAUUUUAUAUCACAAGAAUUGAUAAAGUUGUCACAAUUAUUAAUGGUUUUUUAAAUAAUACUCUUGUGCAGCAUAAUUCAUAUCAUACUCGAAGUUUUAUUUCAAGAUUUUUUAUCAACAAUAAUUUU